AUGGUGGACACUUUAGGAGUGCAUUGUGUAGCUGCAUUAAAUGUCUCUGCCCUCGGUAGUGUGAAAGUUGUUGAGGGAUACGACGCCGUGCUGAGCUGCAAUGUGACCGGUAGUAAAGGCACGCUAGUUCCACCAUGCAGUGACGAUGUUCAACUCGAAUGGCUCGUGAAUGGCUCGACCAUAGCAUCUUGCUUAGACGGAAGUCUUGAAAAUUAUUCAAGAGAGAUAACAUUUGAUCCAGGAACCGGAAGUUUAACAGUACAUGCUAUACGGACAACUGACGCUGCAAAUUUUACAUGUGCAGCGAAUGACCGGUUCAGUGGAUUUGAGUAUGAUACGACUGAACUUAUAGUAAAAAGAGAAAAGUUUAGAGUCGAAACGUCAGUAGUUCAGACUGCGUACAUUGGGGGUAAUGUUAGUUUGCAGUGUUCUGUUCUUGCAGAGAGCCCACUGUACAACCGUCAAUUCAAAUUCCAAUGGUCACGAGGCAACGUCAAGCUGUCAGAUAACAUGUGCAAAGGAAUCGAGGGGUCGAGCGAGAAAGCUAAGUAUGAGUAUCAUUAUGACAACCUCAGUUGCAAUCUCACUGUUCUGAACGUGGAGAAAAAUGAAACCGGGAAUUACACGUGUAGGGUCAAUGACACGUUCUACGAGCAAACCAACUCUACUCAAUUGAACGUUACGGAAAUCGUGACAACAGAGGAGCCGAGAUCCGAAACUAUAAGUACGUAUGUAGAAACAACUUCAAUAAUCUCUACACUAUCCACUGCAAGUUUGUUUACAGGGAGUACGCCCCCUACGGCAAAGGGAGCUACGACAUCAACUGAACCUCCGGUCGAGACUUCAACCAGUCCUGCGCUAACUAUAGUCUCCGUGCUUCUGUUGGUUCUACUCUGUUUUAUAAGCAUACUACUACUGGUUUGGUAUUAUUUGAUCCGAACGAAAGAUGGUCACGCACAGAACAAUCAAUACGUUGUGCAUUUCAGACGCAAUUCAAAUCUGACACCCGAUGAGCAGCAAGCCCUCACGGCACCAGAAAGAUCCGAAAUCGUCAUAGGCGAGAGUAACCUUUACGAAGAGAAUCAUACGAUGGUUAGACACGUGACUUCCGCACCGACAGCGCCCCCAUCGGCAAACACUAACCUGAAUGUCAAGGUUCAACAUACAACCAGAGAUGGGGUCCAAUGUGCUCAAGUCACCCUACAAGACAAAGAAGGAACGUGGUACAAUCCAGCUAAAGCCAACAAGGGGGCUGGAGCUCAGCCUAAGCGGAUAGCCCGAUCCCAAGAGGAACUUAUCUACAUCGAUAUCCAACACCUACGGGAGCAUCCCAGGAACGCCCCUCCGAUCCGCACGGAACCCCCAACCGAAUACGCUGAAAUCAUGCACAUCACGGCAUCCGGUUCAACUUCAACCGGACUUUACGGGUUGGGUGCUAAAGGUGGUCACGAGUUACCGGUGUGGUAGGAUAUUAUCCCCCCCCCCCCACACACACACACCACCCCAAACACAGCGAGCUGUGUACAAUUUUCUUCUGAUGACGCCCUCUUUCAACCUCAUUCAACGCUGAAAUCCUGCACAUCAGGGCAUCCGGUUCAACUUUUACCGGAUUGGGUGCUGAAGGGGGACAUGUGCUACUUUGAACCGGUGUGGCGGGAGAUGAUUCUACUCUCCUACCAUCAAGUUGCACCCCACUAAAUAUGAGAAAACAGAGCGUCAGGCUAAUUAUAAUAUUUGAUAGGCCCUCAAAAUAAUAUUUUAUUUUAGACAGAUUUGAGAGCACCAAAAAUGGAAACAGUGAACAAAAUUGUCCAAUAAAUUGUGACUUUAGGCGUUGUUGACUUCCAACUUGAGGCAUUUUGGAUAACUUAGUUCAGUUCAGCUGACUGCAAAGGUUACUGCGCGAGGUCAUUGAUUAUGGCAGGUUUUCUUUGAUAUGACCUUACACACCGGAUGUGAGCAGCUAAACUUACAGGACCUGAUCUCGAUCUGCGUUCACACUUGUUUUUUGAUCGCUUUUGCGGAAUCUGAUCUCCCUUUGAUCUCGCAAUAAAGGGAUAUCAAAAAGGAGGGUCUGAUCCUGAUCCUGAUUCUGAUCGAGUUCACACUAGCCGGUGAUCUCCCUCUUUAAUCGACCUUUCGAAUUCAGAUCCUCCUUUGAUCCUCCUAGCAGGAUCAAGUGUGAACGCGGUGUGAGACUCCACAUGUUAAAUUAAGCAGAGGAUUACAGUUCAAGAGUCAAUUAAUAAUUUGUCUUUACCGUAAAAAGCUGUGAGACAUUUAAUAAUUUUUAGUGUAUAUUUUUAAUAUUUAGCAUUUUGCACUGUAUGCUCUCGGAAUGUAUGUUGGGGUGCACCCCUCAAUGCGGCGAGAUGUGUAUAAAUUUCUUCUAAUAGUAAUAGCGCCCUCUUUUGAAUCAAUUUCUUUCCGCCCAUGUUUAUUUCCAAUGGGGGGGGGGGGUCCCAGGGACAGAAUGCCCGAUAGAAGGGCUGUGUUUUUGAGCAAAUAAUUUAAAUUUUUUAGAAUCAUGUAUUUUGUACACAGACCCAGAACAUGGCGUAAUGAAGACCCAUAAAGACUUUACCGG
Asterias rubens (European starfish) is the source of this 2587-nucleotide messenger RNA. RefSeq lists its product as uncharacterized. NCBI's taxonomy places the organism in Eukaryota, Metazoa, Echinodermata, Asteroidea, Forcipulatida, Asteriidae. The transcript is spliced from 10 exons. The coding region runs from base 1 to 1467 and encodes 488 amino acids. The record is from RefSeq and is a predicted model, not a curated record.